UUGUUGGGCUUUCCAGACAGAGUUCAGGACCAGUGACUCUCAGUUGCCAGUCCUGGGAGCCAUUUAUUUGCUGCUUGGAGGGGAUGUAAGAGGAGCCAGCAAGAACGAAGACUCCCUCCAUCAUAACACAGACACACUGUGGACCCCCCAGACCAUCCUAUCCUCCGCAAAGACUCCACCUGCCCCUCCCGGGCUCUCUGCUUGCCCUGGGCACAUGCUGAUGCCCCUGAGUGGGCUGCUGCCGUGGUGCUGCUGCUGUGCCCAGUACCGCUGUGGACUGUGCCCCCCAGCCCCCCAGAUGUUGCGCCACCAAGGUCUACUCAAGUGCCGCUGCCGUAUGCUCUUCAAUGACCUGAAGGUUUUCCUCCUGCGGCGCCCCCCUCCAGCGCCCCUGCCCAUGCACGGGGAACCCCAGCCCCCUGGUUUGGCGGCCAACAACAACACCCUUCCGGCUCUGGGUGCCGGCGGGUGGGCAGGCUGGAGGGGCCCUCGCGAAGGGGUGAGCAGGGAGACCCCUCCCCUGCCACCUCCACCACCUUUGCCACCUUCUGUGGAAGAUGACUGGGGUGGCCCAGCCACAGAGCCACCUGUCUCGCUGCUCAGCAGUGCCUCGUCAGAUGACUUCUGUAAAGGAAAGGCUGAGGAUCGCUACUCCCUGGGCAGCAGCCUGGAAAGUGGCAUGAGGACCCCACUCUGCCGCAUCUGCUUCCAGGGGCCGGAACAGGGGGAGCUGCUGAGCCCGUGCCGCUGCGACGGCUCGGUCAAGUGCACGCACCAGCCUUGCCUCAUCAAGUGGAUCAGCGAGCGGGGCUGCUGGAGCUGCGAGCUGUGCUACUACAAGUACCACGUCAUCGCCAUCAGCACCAAGAACCCUCUGCAGUGGCAGGCCAUCUCCCUGACAGUCAUCGAGAAGGUUCAGAUUGCAGCUGCCAUCCUGGGUUCCCUCUUCCUCAUCGCCAGCAUCUCUUGGCUCAUCUGGUCGACCUUCAGCCCCUCAGCAAAAUGGCAGCGCCAAGACCUCCUCUUCCAGAUCUGCUAUGGGAUGUAUGGAUUCAUGGACGUGGUGUGCAUAGGCCUCAUCAUCCACGAGGGACCCUCUGUGUACCGCAUCUUCAAACGGUGGCAGGCUGUCAACCAGCAGUGGAAAGUGCUGAACUAUGACAAGGCGAAAGACCUGGAGGAGCAAAAGACAGGAGGCAGGACCAACCCCCGGACCUCCUCAUCCACCCAGGCCAACGCCCCCUCCUCAGAAGAGGAGGCUGCGGGCACCCCUGCCCCCGAGGAAGGCCCCGCCCGGGCGGCCGGCCACCCCUCAGGCCCCCUGUCCGAUCACCACUGUGCUUACACCAUCCUGCACAUCUUGAGUCACUUGCGACCUCAUGAACAGCGGACCCCGCAGGGCGGCAGCCGAGAGCUGGUCAUGAGGGUCACGACAGUGUGAGCCGAGAGACCUGCGAGGGAGCCGUGACCACACACGUGCAACAGAGAGAGAGCUAGAAGAGGAUGGGCCCGGAAGGGCUCGCCCCAACACGAUGCCACCGCCGUCUGGGCAGCAGGUGUGGAGAGGCACCCAGGGGCCAGAGGGCGGGCAGAGGGCGGUGGGCCUUGAGGGCCCCAGGGCAGGGUCGGAGCUGGAGGGAGGCUGGUGCUGUGAGCGGGUGAUUUUCAGCAAGUCGAUUCCAUUCUCCAACAAGAGGGAGGAAAACCAAGACAAACUCAACAACGAAGUGCAAUACAGACUGAGUCUAACAAAACACAACACACCCACCUGUGCCCCCCCCCCCCCGCACCCCUCCCCGCUCCGUGCAAACCACCCGGGCAAAGU
Dama dama (fallow deer) is the source of this 1825-nucleotide messenger RNA. RefSeq names its product membrane associated ring-CH-type finger 4 (gene MARCHF4). The transcript has 4 exons. Gene Ontology annotation, molecular function: ubiquitin-protein transferase activity; zinc ion binding. The record is from RefSeq and is a predicted model, not a curated record. The coding region runs from base 215 to 1441 and encodes 408 amino acids. Gene Ontology annotation, biological process: protein ubiquitination. Lineage: Eukaryota; Metazoa; Chordata; Mammalia; Artiodactyla; Cervidae.